Messenger RNA from Salvelinus namaycush (lake trout), 2964 nucleotides. RefSeq lists its product as uncharacterized. The coding region runs from base 919 to 2076 and encodes 385 amino acids. NCBI's taxonomy places the organism in Eukaryota, Metazoa, Chordata, Actinopteri, Salmoniformes, Salmonidae. The record is from RefSeq and is a predicted model, not a curated record. The transcript has 4 exons.
CAGCAACUGUUGUGGCUGAAAUAGCCGAAUCCAGUAAUUUGAAGGAGUGUCCACAUACUUUUGUAUAUAUAGUGUAUUUGGACUGAAAUGUCACUGAUCCGUACUUGACCUGUUUGCUUGUGAAACUACUACUCUAACUCUGCUUGGUGUAUUGCAUACAGCUCCAUGCAGAUCAAGUCCCCAUCUGACUCCUCCUGUAUUCCACCUGUGUUAUAUUUCGCUGUAUUUGGCAUCUUUAACAAUAUCUAAGGGGGAUGAGAAAUGGUCUACUGCCAUUCAUGACACAGCAGUGACAUCUUGUGGAUAAAUUGAGUACAAUAUUUCAUUUAGUACACAUUUUCUCUCAGAAGGUGGUUGAAAAUGCCAAUUACAAAUAUUUUUUUUCUCCAGAAUAUCUACUCAAAGGUUAAAAAGUAAAUACAUAAAUAUGAAUCUGUUGCUGGGGAAUUUCGAGUCAUGGUGUCCACUAAAAAUAGUUUCACCUUGCAACAUUGCAUAGUCUGGCAGUCCAAACAGUGCCUGGUCAAAUAUCCCUGUCCAGUGUCCACUCCACACUGUGCUGGUUGGGGGAGGAACUCGACCCCUUUUCCCCUGCUCCUACUUCUCUCCUUGUGCCUGUAUCUAUCUCCCUGGAAAAUGAAAUAUGCUAAUAACAGAGGCAAGUGUUACCCUUUAACUGCAUGCAUGACACAAUAAAAGUGUGAAUUGCUUUUUUUCUUAACUAGUUGUUUGCUUUGAAAUGUUUAGGUACACUGUACACUAUAAGAGCUUUGUGGACGGGAUCCCUUUGUUUUGAAGACAAAUGACCUCAUCGCUCUGUGUAAAGAGAUUCAUAGUGGACUGAUGAGAGCUGUAGUUAUUACAAUGUAUAAAUAGACCAGAGUCAAAAGUUCAACCAAAUUAAAAUGUGUUGCAGAUAUGAAGCACCCUCUAGUAAGGAUGAGAAACGUUCAUUCCCAGUCCUCUCUGGGGAGUGACACCGACUCGCAGCCUGUCCUGAAAGAAGAGGAGGAAGAGGAGGAGGUAACACUAGAGGAGGAGAAAGAGACGGAAGAGGAGAAAAAAGGGGACGUAUUGACGGACUCAGAGCUGGAUCCAGAGUUGCCUGAGGAGUAUUCCCAUGGCCUGGAGGACCUGAGGUGGAACCUGAGCUCUCUAGAGAAGGCUGUAUAUCUCAGCCUGCCACCAUGGGUCCAGAGAGCAUUGCUGUGCAACCUCAUGGCUAAAUGUGGUGUAAACAACUCAUUCUUCCCAGCCCGUCUGCUGUCCUACCUGCUGCUGCCCUACAUACUGCCAGCCUCUAUCUUUCUCCAUGUCAACUACAGGGUGCUGUGUUGGCUCCGCCAAGUCCCAGGGAAGUGGCUGUGGCCGGGUGUCGAAGUGGCUGUGCCAUUCCUUCUAAAGCUCUCUCACCCCAGGAAGAACCUCAUGCACAGGUUGUGGCCCUCUGGUCCUGUCAGAUUUUGGCCCGUUGGUCCUGCCAGGUUGUGGCCCUGCAAUCCUAUCAGGUUGUGGCCCUACAAUCCUGUCAGGUUGUGGCCCUGCAAUCCUGUCAGGUUGUGGCUCUACAAUCCUGUCAGGUUGUGGCCCUGCAAUCCUAUCAGGUUGUGGCCCUGCAAUCUUAUCAGGUUGUGGCCCCUACGCUUUCUGGCAUCUGCCAAAGAAAAACAUACACAGUUUAAGAGUGCAGAGGAUCCUCCUCCACAGCAGCGCCGUCGCUCCGUCCUGCGGUUCCAGCUGUCCACCACCAGCACCCAUUACACAACCGAGAGCCCCAACACCCCAACCGAGAGCCACCCUGACCCCCUGGGCUUCUCCCUCCUCUUCAACCUGGAACUAGCGAUGGACAACCAGCCCAAUCAGCCCAACAACCAGUCUCUACUCCACCAUAGCGAGAGGCUGCUGCCACUGGAGUAUGGCCCCUGCAUAAAGAAAGAGGCCCUGGCCUCCCCACACAUCUCCUACAUGGGGGUGGAGGAAGAGGAGGAGAGGAUGUCUCAGGGAGGGGAUGAGGUGGAGGAAGGGUUAGCUCUCCUCCCCAGCCUUCCUGUGAAGUGUGCCAAUACUGGCUACUAAUGUUGGCUGACUUUAGGGUCAGGAGUUUUUCCCUGAUCGGGUCACAUGGUUAGGAAUGUGAUUUUCUCAGCAAAUGAAUAGCAGACCUAAGUCUGCCUGUAUCCAACUCACAACUAGUUUGUACUUUGAAGUAUAAUGUAUGUUGAACCAAAUUAGUGAAGUCGACUCUCAUGUGCCGCAUGAGGCAGUAAGCACAAAAGCUCUCUUUCUACUACGCCCUUCCAUUCUCACUCCAGUAUGCACAAUGACUGGAAGGAAUGAUGAUUAGGGUAGAGUCCCUCUUAGUCACGUCACAUAGUCAAAACAACUCCCUCAUGUUCCUUAUCAGCUGACUUCCAGGUAAAGUAGUAGGUAUUACCUUAUCAGCCGACUUCCAGGUAAGGUAGUACUUAUAUUGUAUUAGAUUUAUGUAUUUUAUGAAAUUGUAUAUGCAGCGCUUGAAAGACACUGGUCUCAAUGGUGACUCCCUAAUUAAAUAAAGGUAAAUAAUGUCCACAGGACAUGUAUUACACCUCAACUAGUUUAAUCAAAUUACUUUCAGGUAUUUGACAGCGGGUAUUGUUCAUCAAGUGAGUGACAGUCCUAUGAGUGGGGGGCUACCCGGCAGAGAUGAAAAUAUCAUCUUGAACGGAGAACUCCAUUCGCCCACUGGCGGUAGGAAUUUACAGCCUUGGGCAUAAGAAAGGCGGCAAAUAGCAAGCACAACAUUUUUUCCUAUCUGGUUACUAUCAGUGUUUGAUAGGAUCCUAAUAAACACCAUUAUUUUGUUAGCUGAAUAGUAAUACCUUUGGAUUGAGACAAUGUUAAGCCUUUUAACCUUGACCAGCUGUUUUGCUGAGGUUGAGUGGAACUUAGUUCAUUUAAAUAAAAGUAGUUAACAAAUGAAAA